Messenger RNA from Aspergillus caelatus, 168 nucleotides. RefSeq lists its product as uncharacterized. The transcript has 3 exons. Bases 1 to 168 code for a protein of 55 amino acids. The record is from RefSeq and is a predicted model, not a curated record. Lineage: Eukaryota; Fungi; Ascomycota; Eurotiomycetes; Eurotiales; Aspergillaceae.
AUGCGUUUCACCCUCUUCGCCGCUCUUGCCCUUGUUGGCACUGCUCUUGCCACCCCUCAGGCUAAGAUCGCUCCCGGCCAGCCUUGCAAGGCAGAUGGAAGCAUGGGAGUCUGCGACAGCGGUCUUUGCGUGCAAACCCCCGACCAGACCCAGGGUGUGUGCCAGUAA